GGUAGAAGCAUUGCUCUGAACGUGUACUGCCUGAAUUUCCAAAGGGUUACUGUGAGCAAUAUGACCAAACUUACCACAUCAUUGGCCUGAAGCCAGAAGGAAGUUUUUUUUGUGUUCUUACUGUCUUUUAAGCAACCAGCUGGAAGCAGUGUGUAUCAGUAUCAGUGCUGCUGUGGAUUGCUGCUCUUUAAUGUGUAUCACUAGGAAGGUGUGCGGUUUACUGCAGACUGCUUGGCUAGCCUGUGCAUUAGUUCCAUUUGCUGAGUGAAGCCAGGAUGUUGUUUGAGUCGUCCUGUUAAAAUCAGCUCCUUUUUUCUCUGUUGUGACUGUUGAUGACACAAGACAAAGAAAGAAGAAACCUGCGGAUCUAUGUUUUAAAAUCAUGAAUCAAUGUUCAGAGGUGACCUGUCAACGAGCUGCUGAUCGCAAAGGGUCAAAAAUGUCCUCUGCUUUUCAAAAACUUGAGAACUUGGCCAUAAGGCUUUUUAACAGGAAUACACGGGGGUCUUCACAGGACUUUGAAACGGCAGGUUCAGAAAGUGACACCAGACAGGAAUCGGAGCACUGUUUAGCCUGGAACUUGCACAUGAAAGAUUACUUAGAAAAAGCAAGAGAGGAAUUCUUACAGAAAUGGGAGUCCCCAGCGCAGAACACUGCAAGUUUGGAUGACUUUGAAAGAACAAAAACACUUGGUACAGGGUCCUUUGGCAGAGUGAUGCUGGUGAAGCACAAAGCUACAAAGCAGUUUUAUGCAAUGAAGAUACUGGACAAACAUAAGGUGGUAAAACUGAAACAGAUCGAGCACACGCUCAAUGAAAAAAGGAUUCUACAGGCUGUCAAGUUCCCUUUUCUGGUGCGACUGGUAUUUUCAUUCAAGGAUAACACUAAUUUGUAUAUGGUGAUGGAAUAUAUUCAGGGCGGUGAGAUGUUUUCACAUUUAAGGAGAAGCGGGAGGUUCAGUGAACCUCACUCACGAUUUUAUGCGGCACAGAUUGUACUCGCCUUCGAAUACCUUCACUCACUAGAUCUUCUGUACAGAGACCUGAAACCUGAAAAUAUACUGAUUGACAGUACCGGCUAUAUCCAGGUGACGGAUUUUGGCUUUGCUAAGAGGGUAAAGGGCAGAACUUGGACACUGUGUGGAACUCCUGAAUAUCUAGCUCCUGAGAUCAUCCUUAGCAAGGGUUAUAACAAAGCUGUGGAUUGGUGGGCGCUUGGGGUCCUAAUCUAUGAAAUGUCUGCUGGGUAUCCCCCAUUUUUUGCAGACCAGCCCAUACAGAUUUAUGAGAAAAUAGUCGCUGGGAAGGUGCGGUUUCCAUCACAUUUCAGUGUGGACUUAAAGGAUCUGCUCCGGAACCUGCUGCAGGUGGACCUGACCAAACGGUUUGGUAAUCUCCGAAAUGGUGUCAACGACAUAAAAAACCACAAGUGGUUCAGCAACACAGACUGGAUCUCUAUCUACAGAAGAACGGAGGAACCUCCCUUUAAGCCCAAGAUGAAAGGCCCGGGAGACACCAGCAACUUUGAUGAAUACGACGAGGAGUCACUCCGUAUAUCUUUCACAGAGAAAUAUUCUAAAGAGUUUGCUGAGUUCUAGUGUAUGAAAUGAGAUGAAACAAUGAAGUGACUGGGAAAUUAAUACUCAGCUGGGACGGAAAAGGAAGCACUGUUUGGAUGGGAGCCCAACACUUGUAUUUACUGAAAGCGUUUUAUGUUAAGUUUGUUCAUUCCACCAGGUGGAGUACUAUCUUGCCAUGACUUGGAAGGGCCUAGCCCUCUUUCCCAUUUACAGACUCCUCCUGCAAACCCUGAGGUUCUUCAGAUAGUCACUACUACCAAUGACAAUUAAACUGCUCUCUUUUUUUUGCCAACCUUCGAUAACCAUUUAUAUCUGAAUGUGUCUGUAUGUUAUAUACUGUAAGUUCUGUGUUUUAAAAGAUAUUUUACCUAUACAUUAUUAAAGCCCUUUAAUUUUUUUUUCUAAAAUGU
Hypanus sabinus (Atlantic stingray) is the source of this 1989-nucleotide messenger RNA. RefSeq names its product cAMP-dependent protein kinase catalytic subunit alpha-like. Gene Ontology annotation, cellular component: cAMP-dependent protein kinase complex; nucleus. Gene Ontology annotation, molecular function: ATP binding; cAMP-dependent protein kinase activity. The transcript is spliced from 10 exons. The record is from RefSeq and is a predicted model, not a curated record. Lineage: Eukaryota; Metazoa; Chordata; Chondrichthyes; Myliobatiformes; Dasyatidae. The coding region runs from base 383 to 1597 and encodes 404 amino acids. Gene Ontology annotation, biological process: peptidyl-serine phosphorylation.